AGGUCUACUGCCCCCGCGUAGAAAUCAAGACGUGCACAAAAGCGCGAUUUCUAGUCAACAGGACAAACGUCGGGCCUCAUUAUCGAGCCCAGAGACUCACGGAUCAAAAUUACGAGUACGGAAAAGAUGCCUCUCGCCAAGAAUGGCAUCGAGAUGCCGGCGUUGGAGAUUGAGCGCGGUGACGAGAAAAUAAUGCAGGAACUCGCGGCUACGCUUCUCCGGACAAACCUGGACCUAUACAGCGAGCUGGCUGUCACUCCCGAUGGUCACCCGGAUUCUCGACAAUGGGCGUCAAUCCAAAAACGAGAAGGAGUUCGAGUCUACAAGGAAAGCACCCGCCAACAGCAGCAGCAGAUCAAUGCUCAAGCAGCCACUGGGAAUAGUGCCGCGAAGACAGCCAAGGUACCACCGUCGCUGCUGCUCAUGGGUACGAUCAAAGGUAACCUGGACGACGUGCUAUACGCCUCGGCAGCGGCUUCAACCGAGGCCAUACUGACCAAAGCCAAGUACACGGACGACGGUAUCGUCGACGCCAAGGUUCUAGCUCGCAUCAUUGAGCCGACGAUGGCGGACCCCAUGCACUUCCUCAACGUAACCUGGCGUCAUUAUGCUCUCUCCGAGCCUCGAGACUACGUGUGUCUAGACGUCGCUGGUUAUAGCAACACAACGCGCGGUGAACAGGUUGCGUACCACCUCGUCCAUUCCGUAGGCUUCGACGCACUCCCAAGCCACGAGCACAAAGGUAUUGCUCGUGCCAAUAUGUCGGUGUGCUGGAUCUUCCGACAAAGAACAGCUACUCAUGUUGAGUGCUAUGCGAGAGGGUAUUACGACUUUGAUACCAACGUUGCUAUGCUGAAUUCCAUCUCCAUGCACGCGAUUGCGUCGCAGUGGCUUUCCUGUGUUAAACUCGUCUCAUACGCUCAAAGUAUGAAGCUGACUCGGCUUCUCAACUGCGGCAAAGGGGCCAUCAGCUCCGACGGCAGCGAGAGUGACAGCGGUGACGGUGGAUUCGGAAGUUAUGGCAGCAUCUCCAAUCCUGGGCACGCUCGCACGAUGUCGAGUUCUACAUCGAGUUCGAGCAGCUCCGUCGUGCUGCUACCUGCACCUGAGCUGGCGAGGAUACCGGCGUCGAGGUGUAAGCUAUGCUGUAAGAGCUUCCACUUCCUGGGAGCCUCUCGACGCGUCUGUCAAGCCUGUGAUGAAGACGUGUGCUCGCGUUGCACAGUUAACCAGACUUUGUGUCUGUUUUCCCGCACUCGGCGAUGUGUUCAAGAACGCAAGAAGAAGUUCUGCAAGCAAUGCGUAGCCGACGCCAUGCGCAGUGAAGCUAGUGCUGUGGCGCGAGACGAUUUCAUCACAGCUACCCAUCGUCAGUCAAUCUUGUAGUGUUUUUGAAACUGUGCCAAUAUUGGAGCUGCCUCCGUUCGGAUUAUAUUGUGCCGUCGCUCGGAAGCAAGAGCUAUGCAGACAAAGAAGAAAUUUGCGCGGUAUCAAUUGCUACAGUAUCGCGCAGCAGACUGCAAGUAGUGUCUAGUCAUCAAUUAGGCGUAGAGGUGGAUAGCACCAGAAGCUUGUUUCUUUUUGCAUUGGUGACCAAGUGACCAAAAGGCAGUCGCUCACAUUAAUAUUGGAGUUUCGUAUCAACAUGCCGGUGCUCAGUAC
Molecule: messenger RNA, 1662 nt
Organism: Phytophthora nicotianae INRA-310
Lineage: Eukaryota; Oomycota; Peronosporomycetes; Peronosporales; Peronosporaceae
Exons: 1
Coding region: 127-1386 (419 amino acids)
Source: RefSeq, a predicted model, not a curated record